GAACCCUCCGGUGGCUGGCGGAGUCUCUCCAGUGUGUCACUCACGGGCUGCUGCUGCUGCGACUAUUACUCUAUUGCGGAGCUGAUCUAUUCAGUAUCCCCACUGUCUCUAUAUUGGAUCCCAUAAGACCUUCCCUAGUGCUGCAAUGCAUGGAUCCUGUCUGAUUUGCAGUUGACCUGCUGAGCAUCACCCCUCUCCUUUUCUCUCGAUUUAGAGAGUCCUUACCUUGGCUGUGCCAGUUUGACUUUCUUGCGCUCUCUGUGAAAACCCCCCUCUGUCGUUCGCUGGAUCCGUCAUGGCGACCGUGGCGACCGUAGCGACCGUGGCCAGUGUGGUCUCGGUCUCAUUGCUCUCGGAGGCCGAAUUCGGCUGCGAGCACCUGGCCACACAGCUAGGACAAGAUGCCAACACCGCGGAGCAGUUCAAGAGCUCCUUUAUCAAGGCGCAUAACUCCCUGGCGGUCUUGCCCAAGCCCAUGGACGGACCCAUCAAGAACGGUCGUGCAAAGGCUCACGGGUUCUUGAAGCCCAAGUAUACUUGCUUGACAUGCUCAGAAACCUGCUUGAUGAGCGAGCGUCAAGCUCACACCGAUAAGACGGGCCACUCGUUCUUCAUGGAUUCCCGGGCUCGCAAUCUCUAUUGUCAGGGCUGCGGCGACUUUGUCUUCGACCAUGGGCUGGAAAGACUGCGCUGCUCUGCAGCAGAAAGUGCCUUACAAGUCGCCAAGAAACGUCGCUUUAGCGAUAGUUCAGCGGAUGAGCUAUACAUUCGGAGCAAUGCCACCAAACGUCCUUGCGCAAAGCAGGGCGUCAGGGGUUUGUUUAACUUGGGCCAGACCUGUUAUCUGAAUGUCAUCCUGCAGACUCUCCUACACGAUCCAAUCCUCAGCACGUAUUUCCUUGGAGAUGGUCACCAGCCGCAUGACUGUACUAUACCCGACUGUGUGGGCUGUGCAGUUGCUGAAGCCUUUGCCGACUUCAAUAGCAUCGACAAGGCUGAAGGGUUUACUGCUUUGAAUCUUCUUGUGGCAUCAUGGCGCUCGAGUCCCACACUAGCCGGUUAUCAGCAACAGGACGCCCACGAGUACUACCAAUUCCUUGUGGAUAAACUUCAUGCAAGCACCGAGGGUCACCACGAGAACCACCAGAAGGGAUGUCCCUGCUUCUUCCACAAGACAUUCUACGGCAAGCUCCGUAGUAGCGUGACAUGCGACAAGUGUGGCAAUGUCACCAGAACCGAGGACCCAAUGGUGGAUCUCAGUCUCGACGUCCAAGUGAAGAAACGAGCCAUGGGUGGUGGGGUUGGUUCGUCGACCCCAACGCUGAGUGGGUGCCUUGAGAGUUUCACCUCCCCGGAGAAGCUCAUGGCGGGCGUUUACAACUGCAGCCAGUGCAACGGGGGCUCUCAAAAGGCAACCAAGCAGUUGCGGAUCAAGAAACUGCCAGCCAUUUUAUGCAUGCAGCUCAAGCGAUUCGAACACAGCGCCUCUGUGUCCGAGAAACUCGAAGGCCGGAUUGAAUUUCCGCUCUCCAUCAACAUGCUGCCGUACACGACGAAUCCACACUCCAAAGUCGACAAAGCACGCUUCAUGUAUGACCUCUCAUCCGCCGUCGUGCACAAGGGCAAGCUGGAUUCAGGGCACUAUUACGUGUACUGCCGCCAAGGAGACGAGUGGAUGCUUUUCAACGACGACCAAGUAACACCAGUGGCCGAAGCAGACGUCCUCAACGCCGACGCCUAUCUCCUAUUCUACAACCUCCGAUCCCUAGCCUCUGCACCACAGUAACACACGUCUCAUUUCUCUCCGGCUCUCUUUCUUCUAUCUAUACAUGUUCUACCUUGACCCCCUUGAACCUGCCGCAUCAUUUCCCGUUCCCGGUACAUAUCAUCAUCAUCAUCAUCAUCAUCCAUACCUCGAUAAUUCCUCUCCCUAUUCC
Aspergillus japonicus CBS 114.51 is the source of this 1937-nucleotide messenger RNA. RefSeq names its product putative ubiquitin C-terminal hydrolase Ubp8. Gene Ontology annotation, biological process: protein deubiquitination. The record is from RefSeq and is a predicted model, not a curated record. NCBI's taxonomy places the organism in Eukaryota, Fungi, Ascomycota, Eurotiomycetes, Eurotiales, Aspergillaceae. Gene Ontology annotation, molecular function: cysteine-type deubiquitinase activity. The transcript has 8 exons. Bases 296 to 1786 code for a protein of 496 amino acids.